Fonsecaea multimorphosa CBS 102226 is the source of this 831-nucleotide messenger RNA. RefSeq lists its product as uncharacterized. The transcript is spliced from 2 exons. NCBI's taxonomy places the organism in Eukaryota, Fungi, Ascomycota, Eurotiomycetes, Chaetothyriales, Herpotrichiellaceae. Gene Ontology annotation, molecular function: hydrolase activity. The record is from RefSeq and is a predicted model, not a curated record. Bases 1 to 831 code for a protein of 276 amino acids.
AUGUCCACUCACACUGGAAUGGGUGCGUGCUGCCUCUCCGGAGUCGUGCACGAAGGCACUCCCAAGGGUCGUGAAGACACCAUCGGCGGCCUGCCCACCUACAUCGCGGAGCCCAGCGACAAAUCCACCUCCAAGACCGUAGUCUUCAUCGUCGACAUCUUUGGCUGGAAAUUUAAGAAUGUUCGGCUCCUGGCUGACCAAUAUGCGAAAGCUGGUUUCUAUGCAUACAUACCCGACGUCCAUGAAGGGGAUUCGCUCGACAUUGAAUUCCUCCAGAGCAUCGAGCCGCCUUUGAAAAAGAAAGAGCAGGAAGGUCUCGUGGACAAGGCGAAGGAGACGGUUGAUGUGAUGGCCACACUCGGGCCGUGGUUGGCCAAACACCGGGAAGCCGUUGCAGAGCCCAUCAUCAGUGGGUUUAUCAAUCAUGUGAGAACAAUACCGGGGACCAAUAAGGUCGGAUCGAUCGGUUUCUGCUGGGGUGGUCGCUACUCCAUCCUCCAAGCCCACGGUCGCAAAGAAGGCCAGAUUGGCGGCGUGGAUGCUGCCUAUGCCUGCCACCCGUCCCUCCUUUCUAUCCCCGCCGAUAUAAUCCCCGUAUCAAAGCCCACCAGUAUUGCUGUAGGUGAAAAGGAUAGCUUGCUCGACAUGAAAUCCGUGGAUCAGAUCAGGGAGACGCUUGAAAAGACGGGUGUCCCCACAGAAGUGAAGGUGUAUAAAAACCAGGUGCAUGGGUUUGCCUUGAGAGGCGACUGGAGCACUGACGAGGACAAGAAGGCGAUGGACGAUGCAGCGCAGCAGGGGAUUGAUUGGUUUAACAAGUAUUUGUCUUGA